Branchiostoma floridae (Florida lancelet) is the source of this 2183-nucleotide messenger RNA. RefSeq lists its product as uncharacterized. Bases 400 to 1344 code for a protein of 314 amino acids. Gene Ontology annotation, biological process: positive regulation of transcription of Notch receptor target. Gene Ontology annotation, molecular function: transcription coactivator activity. The record is from RefSeq and is a predicted model, not a curated record. Lineage: Eukaryota; Metazoa; Chordata; Leptocardii; Amphioxiformes; Branchiostomatidae. The transcript is spliced from 2 exons.
UUUCAGUCGUGGCCAUGGAAACAAUGACAGAAGAAAAUAUGACUAUCUCGGAAGAACUGGGUUGUGCACCGUUCAGCACCAAGGACAGGUUCACAAUUCGAGGACAACGGUAUUCGCUACAGCAUGCACUUGUGACGCAGCAAAGUACAGAUGAAAUUCAAUUAAGAUCGAAUAAACAUACGUUAUAUUGUGUACAAAAUCGAGUUACACAGUAUUGUUCCACGAUGGUCCAAUGUCAUGUCAAAAAAGGUGUUCCAGAACACUGUUGCGUCAUAGAGCGCCAUCUAGCGUCCCGGCAACGCGGGACAACAUUACAACACUGAACUUUGUACAGAGGACACGCAUGUUCGUGUCUUGGUACUUCUCAGUUUUCUAUAAGUGAUAGAUUUUCUCGCCACGAUGAGUCGAGUGGCAGACAAAUGCCUCAGCGGCGUAUUUUACGUCCUGACGGCGCUAUCACUUGUGAAGAAGUCCAAGUCAGCAGCACAGAAAAAGCUACGAGUCACGGUUCACGCAGCGACUGGUCAGGGGAGUUUUGGCCCCGGCAAGUUCAUGACAACAAUCCGGCUGGGCGAGGAGAAGUUCAGAACCGGACUGAAGAAGGCGACAUCUCUGAUAUGGGAGGAGUCCGCAGAGUUUCAGUCCCCGGCGGAUCCUGACGACAAAGAAAAUAUCGUCUUGAAGCUGAGAAAGGCAAAGAAGUGUACCGAGCGAACGGUUGGGAUCGUCACCAUCAACGUGAAAGAAGCUCUGGAGACCAACCUCCACCUGCCGAUUAAGAGGCGUUAUUUGGUGACGCCUAGCGACAAACAGCAGAAGUGCAGGGUGUUCCUGGAGGUAUCCGUGACUAUUGAUGAAGGGGAGAAGCCCAGUAAGGGAGAAACCGCAGGGAAAAUCACAGAAGGAGAGGCUGCUUUCGCAUCAGUUUUGACCAAGUCCACGGGUGCACAGGCAGUAGCACCACCUGCCGAGAUCAAUCCACACUGCAGGGAGCAGAUCUCCGCCAUCACCAGCCUGUAUGAGGAGCUGACAGCGAAGCAGUCAUCCUCGGCGGACUUGCUGACGUACGUCGACGGGCUUCGCGCCAAACUGGCUGUAGCGGCGCCGCACGUGUUGGACAAUGUCGUCAUCAAGAACAUGGCAGCAAACGUUCCAGACCUCACACACUAUGAACUUCCAGACAUGGCCGGUGAGAGUCUGGAGGGACUUGAGAAGGUUCUAAAGGUUGUGCAGAGGUUGAACGAUGAGGAAGACGCCCGACUUCAUUUCAUUAAAAAAUGGUAUGUGGAGGAGUUAUGCCGGCAGGCGAUGGAGGAAGCACCCGAAGUGUUGGAAGGCGGCUGAUGUACUGUGUAGUCACGCCACCACGCGGCAGAUAUAGACUGCUGCAGCUAGAGGGUUUCUUUAAAGCCAUUUUGUUCAUUAAAAUGUUAAAUUGUUAAGGUUCACAUAAUUUUGCAAGACUUAUUCAUGUUAAUACCUUUCAUUACAUUUGAGUGCUGUGCAUUGAAUCAUUCUACUACUACUGAACCAAGACCUUUAAUGUUAUAUAACUACACACGAGUUCAUCCUAUAUAGUAGGAUUUGACUUGUCAAUCUUUGAAGUGUUGCAGUUUAUAUUCACUAUCUUUAUAUUGUGUAAAACCAUAAUGAAAUUAAUGACAUUGUUUACUCUGCCGUUGUGGGGUUAUAACGUUACAGGUUUGUGCAAUGCGUUCAUUAUUAGCUUUUUUACAAUACAAUUUACAGUUCACUUACGCUACUUGUAUUCUGGCUAUAAUUGAGGUAUAGGAGAGGAAGCUGGGUGCUGUAAGGCGUAGAGUGUUUUCUGUUGAUACUUUGAUACCCUAUGGUGAAAAAAAGACACAUUAACCUGUUUGUAGCCUAUACAAAUGUGUAUGUCGCUCCCAUAGCAGGAAGUUGAAGAAAUUAUUUGGAUAACUACUACAUGUAUCCUUACACGAUUGUAUGGCAAAUAACCAAACAAAAGUAAAAGAGGCGUUUUCGUAAUAUGGGAAAAUUGGGUGUUGUAUUCUUUAUUCAAAUUACAAGACAAACAAGAAUAGAUAUAGCAUAAACGAUCUACUGCGAAAAGCUACAUGUCUAAUGCAAUAUCCAGCGUGAAAGUCCGACAUUUGCUUAAGACCAAAUACAGCAUAUUUCACCAUACCCCUACCCAAGCA